Molecule: messenger RNA, 1893 nt
Organism: Podospora pseudopauciseta
Lineage: Eukaryota; Fungi; Ascomycota; Sordariomycetes; Sordariales; Podosporaceae
Exons: 5
Coding region: 1-1893 (630 amino acids)
Source: RefSeq, a predicted model, not a curated record
AUGACGGCCGAUGAAAAGCACAACUUCUUUGUCGGCGUGCUCGAGAAGGGGCUUGACGAGACAGAGGAGGUGUCCUAUCUGUUCAAGGAGCACGGCCACAUGAACGGCAUGCUUGAAAAGCUCGCUCUGUCCAUCCAUGCGCUCAUGGAACAGAUCGAGCCGAAGCCCAGCGUGCAGAACUUGUACCCGUUCGACAUGGCACUGUACUCGGUGUUGGACACGUGCAUGAUGAACGCUGGCAUCCUUGUGGGCGGCUGGCUCGCCAUGUCUGAUAAGCACGGUGACACCGCUACCAUGCCCUAUAAUUGGGUGGUACGACAAGACUAUUGCAUAGGAAAUUCUUUCUCAGCAGAGAAGAUUCGAACAGGACCGCGCUGUGUUUCUGGAGCUGUCCCAGAAUUGUACCGUCUUGGGAAGAUUGGGUACAAUGACCAGCGUGACAAGGCGUUCAAAACGAUGCCGCCUGUCGUGGAUGAGCUCAGCCGAGGCAUGUAUCUGAUGAUUGUGGAUGGACUGGGGGACGUCCGCAUGCCACUGUGGUGGAUUCUUGCGGCGUCGUUCCAUCUCGAUGUUGUCAGGCUUCUUGGUGAUGAGAUUGAUCGUCCGUGGUGCGAUAUGGUCGCCUUUGACCACCUUAUGUAUCAAACCAUCAAAGACCAUACCGAAUAUCACAAGACGCCGACUCAGCUUAAGAUUGCCGGAUGGAACAAGGACUGCGAGAAGGCUGCGGACAGACUUCAAAGGCUGGCUACUUUUUUGGCGGGAGGGCGACAACAUCAUCAAUGCCAGGCUCGCCGCCGCCGGCGUCAACGUCAAGCCAACAAUCUUUCUCAAGCGUCACCCUUUGUACUGCGGCCUCUAGGUCUCCGACAUGCGAAACCAGCUACACUUCCUUGGUAUACGGCUCGAGCGGUCGUUUGGCAGUGUUUUAAGUGGGACAACAUGGAACUGUUUUUCGACAGGUUCUUUAUUGGCAAGGCCCCAUCCAACAUUGAAGAAUACCACAAGCAGCUCUGUCUCGUCAUGGGAUUCUCCGCUGGCAACUUCAUCCCCAACACCCGCAACAUGGGCAAGAUGCAGGCUACCAAAAAGGGUCCGCGCUCCCUUGUGGAGCAAGGGCGUGUCAACAGGGUCUUCAGGGGCAGAUUCCGUCCCGACUCCAGCCGGAUCAACCUCAACGCAGAAGACGUCCACCCCAUCCUGUAUAGAGACCAGAAGCCCACCGGCAAAAACGGCGUGCCUGGCUCCCCAGUCCACCUCAUCGACUUCUUGGCUCAUGCCCGCGAAGCAGAAAUCCCGCCGCAGAAGCCGGAUUAUUUCUUUGGCCAUCGCAUCUGCUGGACCUUGCUGCGUAAGCUCAAGACGGCCAUCGAAGGCGACAUGCUCAAGUGGCUUGGCCCCAGCACAGACCUGUUCCACAAAGCAGCCCAGGUCUACCUUGACAUCUUGAAAGGCGAGGACGGAGAGGUGGAGCGUGCCCAGAUCAAGAACGGGAUUGAUGUGUUCUACGCAAUGGCAAAGAUGAGAAAAGUCAUCCCCGAUGAUCCGCACCCUGCAUCUCAGUCCCAUUACAACGGCGUCGGCGCCAGCAGGGGCAUCCUGAACUCUGCGGACAUGGACAACAAAUGGGAUGAGGACUAUGAUGAGGACUAUGACAGCGAUUACAGCGAUGGCACGGCUGGUUUUACCGAGAGACUUCGCAACACUACCCGGGGUGGGGGCGGUCCGCGAUUGCAUGGCCAGGAGUUGAUGGAUGCGUACUCCGCAAUGCGGCAGGUUGCCGCGAGAGGAGCGAGGCAAGGACAAGGAAUUGAUGGGCUGGGCGGAGAGGACAUGGAGGAGCCCGAGGAGCCCGAGGAGGUCGAGAAGGGUCCGCAGGCCUGGAAGGGCUAG